This is a messenger RNA of Paecilomyces variotii, 3829 nucleotides long. Its product is annotated as alpha-mannosidase. Gene Ontology annotation, biological process: oligosaccharide catabolic process; mannose metabolic process. The transcript is spliced from 4 exons. NCBI's taxonomy places the organism in Eukaryota, Fungi, Ascomycota, Eurotiomycetes, Eurotiales, Thermoascaceae. Bases 59 to 3559 code for a protein of 1166 amino acids. The record is from RefSeq and is a predicted model, not a curated record. Gene Ontology annotation, molecular function: carbohydrate binding; alpha-mannosidase activity. Gene Ontology annotation, cellular component: fungal-type vacuole membrane.
UAGUGAGUUGGAUAGCUAAAGAUAGACGGAGAUCAUCGGGUAACUCGCUCUCCCCGCCAUGGGCCCAGCCUCCCGGCAUGACGGCGUCUCUCCACACGCGGCCUCCGCUGCUUCAGACAUCAUCGGCGCCAUCAACGCCAGUCGACACAACUACUCUUCCACGCUGCCUGAUGCCACUGAUCCGCAGUCUUACUCUCUCGUGGCCCCAUCAAUCCCAUCAGCUCCCUCGCUCAAUAGCGUCGCCCUGAACGAUCCAGGCCAGCUUCUACAGCUAUCGAGUUCCAGACCCGUCGCCAUGGGUGGAGAAGCUGUCUCCCGAGCUCCCAGCUCCUUGCCCAAGCUGGCGGAGCGCCCUGUCGGUCAGCACAUCACCAACAUCUAUCGCGAUCGUCUCCGUCAAUUCACCUCAGGUGGACAGUAUCAGGGACAGAACCUCGUUUCCAAGUACUUCGAAGCUGUCAAUUCUGAUGAAGACCAUGUUAAGCUCUCCGUGUACUCCGUACCGGACCUGCAGCGUCCGCCGUUCGAGGAGGCCGUCAAGCAUGAGUUCAAGCCUACUCAUAUCGGUGCCUCCUUCGGCCCCAGCUGGUCGACACAUUGGUUCCGUAUCCGAUUGACCAUUCCAGAGGACAUGCGUGAUAAAGAGCGUCUUGAAUUUCACUGGGAUGCCAAUAAUGAAGGUCUGAUCUGGACGGAAAACGGACAUCCGCUGCAAGGUCUGACUGGUGGCGGUGAACGAGUCGAAUGGAUCAUUCCCGACGCCUGGCGCGAUGGGAAAGAACAUGUGUUUUAUAUCGAAAUGGCGUGCAAUGGCAUGUUUGGUAACUCAGCUUCGGACAGUAUCCAGCCUCCUAGUCCGGAUAGGUACUUUACCCUGCACAAGGCACAGAUCACGGCAGUCAAUCUUGAAGCGCGGGCGCUAUAUUAUGAUUUCUGGAUUAUCGGAGAUGCCGCUAGGGAAUUUCCCGGCGACUCAUGGGAGUCCCACGAAGCGCUGAUGGUUUGUAACGCAAUCAUGGAUACGUUCAUUGCGGGCAAUGGGAGUCAGGAAUCCAUCAAGAAAGGCAGACAGAUCGCCCAGAAAUACUUGGGUGAUAAAGUCGACUCAUCUGAGGUCUAUGAGACCGACAAGGAACCUAUUGUCUACGCAAUCGGACACUGCCACAUCGAUACUUGCUGGCUAUGGCCCUGGGCAGAGACAAAGCGUAAGGUUGCUCGUUCCUGGUCGAAUCAGUGCGAUUUGUUGGAUCGCUAUCCGGAGCACCGUUUUACCUGUUCCCAGGCACAGCAGUAUAAAUGGCUGGAGCAGUACUACCCCUCUGUAUUCGAUCGGGUGAAGAGCUACGUGAAGAAGGGACGUUUCCAGCCAAUUGGUGGCAGUUGGGUCGAGCAUGAUACCAACAUGCCCAGUGGAGAGUCUCUGGUGAGGCAGUUCCUGUACGGUCAACGUUUCUUCGAGAGCCAUUUCGGAGAAAGAUGUACCACCUUCUGGCUACCAGACACCUUCGGUUAUUCUAGCCAGCUGCCACAGCUGUGCCGUCUCGCUGGCAUGAGCCGGUUCUUUACGCAGAAGCUCAGCUGGAACAACAUCAACAACUUCCCUCACACGACGUUCAACUGGGUUUCUCUCGAUGGUAGCCAGGUUCUGUGCCACAUGGCUCCGUCCGAGACAUACACUGCUAGUGCUCACUUUGGUGAUGUCAAGCGCAGUGUUACUCAGCACAAGUCUAUGGACCAAGAUAACACAUCGCUGCUCGUCUUCGGAAAGGGAGACGGUGGUGGUGGCCCUACCUUUGAGCAUAUCGAGAAGUUGCGUCGAUGCCGCGGCCUAAGUGACAAGAUUGGUUUGCUGCCGCGAGUUAAGUUGGGAGACUCGGUCGACGACUUCUUCGCCAGGCUGGAAAAGAAAGCUGCGGCAGGUACAGACUUUGUGACCUGGUACGGGGAGCUCUAUUUCGAACUUCACCGUGGUACAUACACGACUCAGGCAAACAACAAGAGAAACAACCGCAAAUCAGAGUUCCUGCUGCGCGAGUUGGAACUUCUGGCCACGCUAGCAUCCCUCGCCAAUACGGAGAGUGACUACAAAUAUCCGAAGGAGAAGUUUGAUGACAUGUGGGAGGGUGUCCUCCUCUGUCAGUUCCACGACUGCUUGCCAGGAAGCUCGAUUGAGAUGUGCUACGAUGACUCGAACGAACUAUAUGAGAAGAUUUUCAAGACAGGGGCGCAGGUCAAGCAGGAAGCCCUCAAGGCUCUUGGGUUUGAUGGCCAGAAGGGCAAACAACAGCUGGCCGCGAUAAACACGCUUCCUUGGCCUCGUUCCGAGAUUUGCAAGGUCCCGGGAGUCUCCUCAACGCGGCAGGAACAGCAAUACGUCGUUGUCAGCGGUGAUACCGGUGUGAUCCACGCACAGCCCCCGCGGAUCUCGAAGUCAGAAUCUGUGUCCGUAUCGGAGAUCAAGCCCGGUGUCUUCCGUAUGGCCAACAGUAAGCUCAAGGUUGACAUCCAAGAUGGUGUGAUCACCUCCCUCUUUGAUAUUCAAGAGCAGCGUGAAGUCAUUGCCAAGGGUGGUAAGGCUGGACAGUUUGUCAUCUUUGAUGACAAGCCUCUCUACUGGCAAGCCUGGGACGUUGAAGUCUUCCACCUUGAGUCUCGAAAGGAAUUGUCUUCGACCCAAACCGAGAUCCUCGAGGAAGGGCCCCUCCGUGCCAGCAUCGUCACCAAGACCAAGAUUAGUGAUGCGAGCUGGAUGAAGACAACUAUCAGUCUUUCAGCCAGCCUCGACGACACGCCAGCUUACGUCGAGUUUGAGAGUGAAGUUGAGUGGCAUGAAACGAUGAAGUUCCUCAAGGUCGAAUUCCCGGUAGAUAUCAAGAACACGGAAGCGUCGUAUGAGACUCAGUACGGUAUAGUGAGACGUCCCACGCACUACAACACUAGCUGGGAUAUGGCCAAGUUUGAAGUCUGCUGCCAUAAAUGGGCAGAUCUCUCCGAAUACGGCUACGGUGUUUCUGUUUUGAACGACUCCAAGUAUGGCUUCGCAACCUGUGGAAACCUGAUGCGUCUGUCUCUUCUACGAGCACCCAAGGCCCCCGAUGCUCAUGCCGACAUGGGCCAUCAUGUUAUCCGCUUCGCCAUCCUGCCACAUUCCGGCCCUCUAGACCACCGCACCGUCCGUGCGGGAUACAACUUCAACCACCCCCUUGCCGUCGAGUCUACAUACGGUCAGGACAUUGGUAUCUUCAAGUCCGUCUCCCUCACGGGAUCGAAGGCACUUAUUCUCGACACCAUCAAGCGUGGUGAAGACGACGAUGACGUCUCCCGCGGCGAAUUCCCCAGACGCACCGGCAAGAGCAUCAUCCUUCGCAUCUACGAGUCUCUUGGUGGAAAGGCGCGUGGCACCAUCCAGACUAAAUACCCCGUCAAGAAGAUCCACAAGUGCAACCUUCUAGAAGACGAUCAAGAAGAGUUGGAGAUCUAUGAGUCGGAGAAGGGAACCCUCAGUGCUGAUAUCGAGCUGAGGGCUUUCGAGGUCGCCACCUAUAGGCUUCAGCUGUAGAGCACUCUUCCCAUGAAAGUGGACCACCAUCGACGCUGUCAGGACUUGAAAUGCAGACCGUUGUCAAGGAUCCGUCAGUUAUCUGAUCCGACAUGGUCUGAAUCUGUACAGGAUUCAAUGAAGACACAACCGGAGUUUUGGUACUACAGUACAUGAAGGAAUAUCGGUUCCUAUCGCUAUAAAUAACAGCAAAGUAUCUCUGUUUUGAGGAGUUAAUAGUAAAAUGUAGUCUAGCUGAAAUAAAAUGGAAUAAAAUAUAUAUAAAAAGGC